Molecule: messenger RNA, 2619 nt
Organism: Paramacrobiotus metropolitanus
Lineage: Eukaryota; Metazoa; Tardigrada; Eutardigrada; Parachela; Macrobiotidae
Exons: 9
Coding region: 1708-2619 (303 amino acids)
Source: RefSeq, a predicted model, not a curated record
AAUAACAAUCAGACAGUCGUCAAAAGUAUUUCAAAAUUUGUAAUAUUGUUAGGCGGACCCUUUUCAAUCGUAAUGUUUCAUCAGUGUAGUAAUUAAUAUGUUCCAACUGUAGUAGUUCUUGAAUUCUACAUUACAAGUUUUGCGUCCUGUAUCUUUUAAGCAAAAAUGACGAAAUACCUGCAAAUUGCAUUGAAGUAGCGCAACAUCCAGUUGGACGUUCUGUCGCGCCAAAUCGAGACAGUGCACCCAACGCACUUUCCAGUUACCAUCUGUGUGUACUUUAAAUCAUGGUGCGAUCAUACCCUGUCGUCCGCCUGAAGCUCUAUAAUCUUAUCGCUAUCACGUUAUGCUCAUUAUGCUGUCUGUCAGGCGUGGGAGGGUUAUCCUGUUACCAGUGCAAUUAUCCCAAGCAGGCAGAAAAAUGUGCUACCGAAAACGCUGGUGCCGUUGAACAAUGCAAAAAUACCGCCGCGCAGACAUGUAUGGUUUUGGCUGGUCUGCGCUAUAUUAACGAGACAAAACGAUGGGACCUGGUUAUGGAACGGCGAUGUCCCGCUAGCGAAGAAAUCGACAAAGAUGAUAAAGAAUUCAAGAAAAUGGCCAAAGGCAGCAAGAUCCUGUGUGUAAAACACAAGCGCGCAAUAGAAAGCAGUGUCUUCGGGCAGGACAUUGUUGAUACACGCUGCGUCUGUGCCGAAGAGAAAUGCAACGGCCCUUCUUAUGAUGACAUCAUGAACCAACCUUUUUUAUACGCAGGUUAUACGGACAAAGAUGCUCCGGAAAAGCCGGAAAAGGGUCUGUAUUCCCUGGCCAAAGUGAAAAGCAUUUUUAAUUUGACGAGCAGCAGCAGUACGGACGAAAACGUUGUUACGCCGCAUCCGAGCAGCGGGAAGGAAGUAGAAAGUAUAUCAACGACUGCCACCAAUGACUCGUCUACGGUUGACACACUACCGGCCAAUUCAAAACCAACAGAAUCCGGCGGGAGUAAUACUGGAAUAAUUAUUGGAAUCGCCGUUGGAGUGGUGAUUCUCGCCGCGUUAAUCGCAGGCGCCGUAUGGUACUGGCGCAAAGGUCAAUUCCGGAAAGACAGCGGUCCCAGUGGAGCGAGUGGCAAUAGCGCCCGAACAAGCGCGGCGAGUGAAGAGGAUGAAGACUAGCGCGUUUGACUUUCCCUGCACCAGAAAACGCAGCUUUUUAAGACUGGGAAGAAAGGCGUCUGACAUUUUAAAACAGGCCGAGUCCGGGUGAGAUGCAUGUCAUAAUCGGACUAUAAAUCGGUGACGGUCGCUUGCAAGGUAUUUCAACAUGCAAUUUCAUAGCCAUGAGCGAAGCCGUAACCUCCCGGUGCCGGACAUUUGUUGGAUCCCAGACAAACGGACUGCGCCACGAACUGCCGUUGGCAAAAAUGUUCCCAGAUCUAAACGCUUGCAUUUUCAGCAAGCUUGUGAUUAAAAGAUAGUUUCGAUGGAUUGUGAUUUGUGGGCAAGUGAGUGUAAACGUAGUGUGCUGGUUGAAAAGUGUGUUAGCCGAAGUGCAGCAUGGCUGAAAAGCCUGAAAUUAAUGCCACCCAGUAGUGAACGGCGGUCCAACAAGUUUGAUUCCAUUGAGCAAAGCUGAAAAGAAAACGUCCGGACUGCUUCAGGAUCCUGGAUCUGCGAUCGGCGUCUCCGGUGGUCAGUCAUCCUACAGAGGGCCGCUUGCGCCUGUAUGCUGGUGGCGGCAUUUGCCCGGAAACAGUAUUUAUCCAGUUCUGUUGACUUCGAACAGCAUGGACCAGUUACCUUUCCUCAAAGUUUUCCUUUAUAUUUGCAUUAUGUGCGGUUUAAGCGGGAGAAGAAGCCGGUGGAAUUUAGAUUUGUGGAUUACUUGAGUGUCUUGUCAGCGGUGCAACGGCUGCAACCUAAUGUGAUUAUGGUGCACGGCGAUGAGGAACCAACCGGAAAAUAUUGGAACUUAUCAAAGGAAAACCACCGCGUCCAGUUCCGCAAAAUACAGUCCGUCAAACAAACCGGAUGGUUGGACAACGCACCCCGCGACAUCCACGUCCUAGAGCACCGUGCCGAUAUCGCCAAACUGGACGCUUUGCUCCAGUACGGCGGAGUGGCCGCUGAUUUCGAUGUGUACUUCCUCCGCGGUCAACGUCUACGCCAACUAAUACGCGCCGGGCGUUUCAUUACCUGUUACGGCAAUAAAGAAGGCUACAACAUGGGUCUCCUAGCCGGGCCGGCCACUUCCAAGAUCCUGUGGGCGUGGCGCCGUAGCUAUACCGACAUCUACACACCCGACUGGAAUUUCAACUCCGGGUUCGUCCCGAAAUUCCUCAGCUAUUUGUAUCCACAGGAAGCGUACGUCCUGAAUAAUACGUGUAAUAAUCCCCAUCCGUUUCGUCUGUAUCCGUUUUUUCACGAACCGGACGCGAUUCGCUGGGAGAAUUCCAUGGCGAUCCAUGCGUACAACCGGUUCAGUUACGAUCCGAUUGAAUCGCCGGAGGACCUGGUCAACGGGAAUCUGACGAGCUAUCGGGAGAUUUUGCUGACGAUCUGGGAGAAUCGCACCCUGCCGCCCGUCGAUGCAGGUUAUAAUGACGAAAUUCAGUUGGUUCGUGAUUUUGAACCGUAG